Molecule: messenger RNA, 1275 nt
Organism: Pyrus x bretschneideri (Chinese white pear)
Lineage: Eukaryota; Viridiplantae; Streptophyta; Magnoliopsida; Rosales; Rosaceae
Exons: 5
Coding region: 1-1275 (424 amino acids)
Source: RefSeq, a predicted model, not a curated record
AUGUCGUCCAAAGUGGUCUCAUCUGUUCUCGUGGAGCAAGCAUCUUCCAAGCCAAUGUUGAAGCCUACUGAGAUCGUAAAGGAUUUUAAGAAAUAUUAUGGAUUGGAUAUUUCGUACUAUAAUGCGUGGUACGGGAAGGAAUCAGCCAAAAAAUUGAUGCAUGGUGACGAAUUGUUGUCAUACAAUCACUUGGCUUGGCCUAUGUUAUUUCUUGAUGGAACAUUUAUCAAGAACAAAUACAAGGGUCGCUUGCCGCUACCGGGAAAAAUGGAAACCAAGGUCAUAUUGUUGGAAGAUUAUCCACUGCUAUGUAUAUAUCCUUUAGCCUUUGCGGUUGUUAACUCUGAAAAUGAAGAGAACUGGUCUUGGUUCCUCCAAAACUUGUCAAAAAUCGUCACUCCUCAAGGAAGAACCAUUACAUUCAUAUCUGAUCGACAAAAGGGGUUGAUCGAAGCAGUGGCAUCAGUAUUUCCACAAUCACCGCAUGCAUUUUGUUACCACCACUUGAAGCAAAACAUACUUCUUAAGUACCCAUCCUCCCUGGGUAAGUCGUAUCGCGACUGGAUCAUUCAGCUUUUUGGGAAAUGUGCAUAUGCUCCUACCGAGGAUGCAUUUGAAAUGCAUCUGAGGACGUUAAUGGAGGAAGGUGGUGCUGUAAUGAGGGAUUUCUUGAAAACGCUUCCAAAAGAAAAUUGGGCAGCCGCUCAUUUUCCAGGCCCAAAGUAUGGCGAAAUGUGUUCAAACGUAGCUGAAUCCUUCAAUGCAUGGAUUGUCGAUCAACGUUUUUUGCCCAUAUACCAGAUGCUUGAUGGAAUUAGGGCCAAGAUCAUGGAGAUGAAUGCACAAAGGAGGCGUGUAGCUGAGGGUUGGAAAACUUUCCUUUGCCCUGGAGACCAUUAUGCAAGAUUUGCUGGAAUGCGGGCGCCAUUGGGAUCUGUAGAAUGUGGCAAAUCAAGGGGUUUCCCCUGUGCCCAUGCACUUGCUGCUAUACUUAAGUCGGAGGGGAAUCCAUAUGAGUACGUGGAAGACUAUUUCAUGGCCCAGUUUUUUAAGAGUUGCUAUGAUAUACCAAUUGUGCCGAUUCCAGAUAUCGAUAGGUAUGCACAGGAGGAAAAUGAAGAAAUGCUGAUUAAUCCACCAUUGACAAAGAAACCUCCCGGAAGACCAAGGGUGAAGCGAAUCAAAUCAUCGGGGGAGCGGACAAGGCCAAUUACAUGUUCUAGGUGUGGAACCCUGGGUCACCACAACAGAAAGACUUGCACUGCCGAAAUAUGA